Molecule: messenger RNA, 4133 nt
Organism: Sebastes umbrosus (honeycomb rockfish)
Lineage: Eukaryota; Metazoa; Chordata; Actinopteri; Perciformes; Sebastidae
Gene: maco1a
Product: macoilin 1a
Exons: 11
Coding region: 191-2227 (678 amino acids)
Biological process (GO): neuronal signal transduction
Cellular component (GO): rough endoplasmic reticulum membrane
Source: RefSeq, a predicted model, not a curated record
GCAGCGUGUCGUGAAAAGGGGAGGGGCCUUUCAGCGGACUCUGUUUUUAUUUAUUUCUUUGUUUCAUGUGUGCCAAUAAAACAACAACAAUGGUGGAUAAUUGAAGAAGUGUGGAUUAUUAGGAUGAGCGGAUGACAUUUCCAGUCGCAGUUACCAGACCGAUAUCACCAGUGAAUCACCAGGGAGGAGGAUGAAGCGGCGCAAUGCGGACUGCAGCAAACUCCGACGGCCGUUGAAACGGAACCGAAUCACCGAGGGUAUAUAUAGCAGUACGUUCCUGUACCUGAAGUUCCUGGUGGUGUGGGUGUUAGUUCUGCUGGCCGACUUUGUGCUUGAGUUCAGGUUUGAGUACCUGUGGCCCUUCUGGCUUUUCAUUCGAAGUGUCUACGACUCCUUCAGAUAUCAGGGACUGGCGUUCUCUGUUUUCUUCGUAUGUGUGGCGUUUACAUCAGACAUCAUCUGCCUCCUCUUCAUCCCCGUCCAAUGGCUAUUUUUCGCUGCCAGCACCUACGUAUGGGUCCAGUAUGUCUGGCACACAGAAAGAGGAGUCUGUCUACCCACUGUAUCGCUGUGGAUCCUGUUUGUGUACAUCGAAGCUGCCAUACGGUUCAAAGAUCUGAAGAACUUUCAUGUUGACCUGUGUCGACCCUUUGCUGCUCACUGUAUCGGCUAUCCAGUGGUUACUCUGGGCUUCGGCUUUAAGAGCUACGUUAGCUACAAGAUGCGAUUGAGGAAACAGAAGGAGGUGCAGAAGGAGAACGAAUUCUACAUGCAGCUUCUACUGCAGGCUUUACCGCCAGAGCAACAGAUGCUGCAGAGGCAGGAGAGGGAGGCAGAGGAGGCUGCUUUAGCUAAAGGGAUCUCCGAGGUGGAACCCGCCGUUAUAUCCCAGAACGGAGCGCCUCCUGGAAAGAAAAGCACCACGGUCCCGUUACCAGAACUGGAGUACCGGGAAAAAGGGAAGGACAGUACUGCGAAAGAGCGCGAGGGCAAAAAGCAGAACACAAUUGGAAUCAAUAACAACAGUAUUAUACACGCACUGGACUCCAAACUACAGGAGACAGAGUAUAUAGAGAACUACGUCGGGGCAAAGAGACUGAAUAACGACCUGGCGGGAGAGAACACACACGCCGACGCCAACACACACUCUGCUUCUAAAGAGGAAAUGGGUGGGACGGGGAAGAACUACAAAAAUGCCAGCGGAGGCGGGGGUAACAUUUCCAACUCGUCUCCACGGAAUCACAGUUCUUCAAACGGCAGCGUGCCGCCGGGUUCCUCCACCAGUAAGAAUGAGAAGAAGCAGAAGGGGGCGGGGAAGGGGCAGAAGGAUCCGGUGGAGAACUGUAUCCCCAACAACCAGCUGGGAAAGCCGGACGCUUUAGUACGGCUGGAGCAGGAUGUGAAGCGUCUGAAGGCAGACCUUCAGGCCAACAGGCAGUUGGAGUCAGAGCUGCGGAGUCAGCUUUCCUCUCUGAGCAGCCAAGACCGCAGCCUACGCUCUGAACUGGGCCAGCUCCGCCAGGACAACGAGCUGCUGCAGAACAAGCUCCACAGUGCCGUCCAGGCCAAGCAGAAGGACAAGCAGACCAUCUCCCAGCUGGAGAAGAGGCUGAAGGCUGAGCAGGAGGCUCGAGCCCUUGCUGAGAAACAGCUGGCUGAGGAGAGGAAGAGGAAGAAGAUGGAGGAGGCCACCGCUGCCAGAGCCGUAGCAUUAGCUGCUGCCACCAGAGUGGAGUCGACUGACUCUCUGCGUGGUCGCAUCAGAGAGCUGGAGACGGAGUGUAAGAAGCUCAGCAUGGACAUGAAACUUAAGGAGGAGCAGAUUAGAGAUCUGGAGGGCAAGUGUCAGGAGCUGCGGAAGUAUAAAGAGAACGAGAAGGACACCGAGGUGUUGAUGUCGGCGCUGUCAGCCAUGCAGGAGAAGACCCAGCACCUGGAGAACAGCCUGAGUGCUGAGACCAGGAUCAAACUGGACCUCUUCUCCGCACUGGGGGAUGCCAAGAGGCAGCUGGAGAUAGCACAAGGCCAGAUCCACCAGAGGGAGCAGGAGAUCGCCGAGCUGAAGCAGAAGAUAGCAGAGGUGAUGGCGGUGAUGCCCAGCCUGUCCUACUCAUCAGACGGCAGCAACCUCAGCCCCGUCGCCCCGCACUACUCCUCCAAGUUCAUGGACAAUAGUCCCUCCUCCCUGGACCCCAACGCCUCAGUCUACCAGCCCCUCAAGAAGUGACUCUGAUAUCCACACGUUUGUCAGACAGGACUUUGUCUCUUUUAUUUUGGUGAAGCGUUCAGUUCCAGUUUGGGUUAUUUUUUGAGUUUACCAGCCCCCCCCUGACAGUUUUUGCACUCUAAUGUAACACAUACAGACAACACAGUGCACACAACCCCUCCAUACAUAUGUGUAUUUGGCUCCUUUUUGUUUUGGUUCUAUUAUGAGAACUAUUAUUUUGAGAGGGUUGUGUACAAUAUGACUUUUUUUGUUGAGUUUUGGGAUUUAGCCAUUAGACAGCGUUUGAAGGGGGAGAAAGGAACACACAAUCUGUUGGCCAAAUGUCUACUGAAGAGCCGUCAUGCAUCGCUUCAUGUCAGUCUUCUUUUGCUGUCAGUAUAACCCCCCCCCCUCCUCCUCCCAGCCAUAGUUUCUCCUAUAGUGAACUGACACACAGAUGUUUAAUUUAAAAAAAACAAUUGGCUUUUCAUGAUGUUUUCAGUUCACUUUGAGUCUGAAACUCACCUGUAAAGUAAAGCCCAGUGAGAGAUACAUGAAUGUAAAACCUAUUCAUGUUUUGCUAUAUCACCAUUAACUUAAAUCAGUGAUUGUUUGUUUUUGUAAAGUUUCAGUUCAGUUACGACAAUGUACAUUUCUUCUAAAAUAGUGAUAAACGUUUGCUGUGUUCUUCAGAUAUUCCAAUACAAUUUAUCCUCUCCAAUGCUGGAGUAGUGAAGUCUCCAGGAUUAUCAGUUAGUUUGAUGAAGCAGAUGUUGUUCUGUGCUAAAAAAAAAAAAAUGCUACUGCUAGAUUGGACCUGGCACUGCCAAAAUGUUCACCUGUUUGCUGCAGACACCUUUUUUCCUCUCCCUCUGGACCAAAUUAGAACCCGUUAGGCCAUAUUGUUCUCUGGAUUUAAUGAUGUCGAGGUAACCGGUGGUUACCAUUAUUUGCAGAUUUUACAGUGCCUUGCAGUUUCUCUUUUUUAAGAUGUAGAAACCACAUAUGUUGCAAUCCUGGGAUCUAAAAAAGCAUCAAGCUUUAAAGUUUCUCUCUCUCUAGCUCUGAUUUGCAUUCAAGAUUUCUCACAUUCUGAUCCAUUCAAUUCAGUAUUCAAAGGCUAAAAGAAUUACAAACUUAAAGGGAAAACAUAACACUGGACAUGGUACAUGUCAUAGUGACAGUCUUGGUACGCCAAACUCCAACCAAACUGAUUGUCUAUUAUCAUGCCCUACAGUUGGCAUUUAGUUGUUUACAACAAUGUACAUUAACUUACUGAGGAAUGUUUUCUUUGUUUAUUUCAUUUCAGUUCUUAAGUGCCAAGUGUUGAUGUUUGGUUUCCAUCCAUACUUUGAUCGAUGUAGCUAGCAUAAUGUUUGCAGAAGAGUGCUGUUAUUUUUUUGUCAUUAGAACAUAUUGGGAUGGUGUUUGUGUUUACAAGGUUCUGGGCUGAUCGUAGUGAGGCAGCAGGUUGGACUGAUUGUGUUACUCACACAUUUAUUUAUUUGUUACAGACUUUUAUUGAGUGGCACCUCCUUGAUAUUUCCCAUCAUAUUCAGUUGAUUUCCUAUAUUUUCUACCAGGAAGGAUUCUGUGAAUGUGUUGUGUUGGGAAAAAGGUUAAUACCCCCCCCCCCCCGAACCAUUUGACCAUGUCGUGCUGUCAUGUCAUGCCUACCUGGGUAAAAAAAAAAAAAAAAAGUAUUAUUUGUGGAUCGCUCUGGUGUUGUGAAAUCAGUUCUCAAGUUGCUUUUAUAAGUUUGUGUAGAAGGAAGAGAAGGGUUUAAAAAAAAAAGUGCUUUGUUUUAUCUUUUCAUUGUUCCACCAUGUUUGUUUUCUUUACUCAAAGUGAUGGUGGCUGUGUCACACUUUUCACUUUGGCCAUCACUAUUAAAGAAAGUCUUGCUGGUGGCAACGCAAGCUGUUCA